Maniola jurtina (meadow brown) is the source of this 1561-nucleotide messenger RNA. Its product is annotated as aldo-keto reductase AKR2E4-like. Gene Ontology annotation, molecular function: aldose reductase (NADPH) activity. The transcript is spliced from 8 exons. The coding region runs from base 549 to 1463 and encodes 304 amino acids. Lineage: Eukaryota; Metazoa; Arthropoda; Insecta; Lepidoptera; Nymphalidae. Gene Ontology annotation, cellular component: cytosol. The record is from RefSeq and is a predicted model, not a curated record.
GGGGUUAAAGUAUGAAAUUGCCGAUUUGUACUGAAAAAUAAAAAUUAGUUUUUUUAUUUUAAAUUUAACAUAUUUAUUUAAUCAAAAUAAUUGCCAUUUUUAUCUAUACAUUGCUGCCAUCUAAUAGGAAGCUCAUUUAUGCCUUUGCGAUAGAACUCUGGUGAUCUAGAUUCGACAAACUGUGUGAAAGCAUUUUGCACUGCCUCCUGAGAAGAAAACUUUUUAUCACGCAGAAAAUUGUCCAAAUCACGAAAAAAAUGGUAGUCCGUUGGAGCAAGGUCUGCCGAAUACGGAGGGUGACGAAUGGUUUCUAAUUGCAGUUCCUGUAGAGUUAAAACGGUUUCUCGUGCUGUAUGAGGUCUCGCGUUAUCAUGGAGCAACAAUGGUGAAGAUCGAUUCAUAAGUCGGGGCUGUUUCACUGCUAGUUUCGCUAUCAUUGUUCGGAGUUCGGCGCAGUAGACAUCUGCCGUUAUUGCUUGACCAGAUCGGAGAAAGCUAUAACCCUACCGGCUUGCAAACCACCCUCAGUGAGACUUAACGAUGGGAACAUGAUGCCGCACUUCGGCUUCGGCACUUGGCUGGGAUUUGAUGAGAAUGAGGUGCCAGUGCCAGUGACGGACAACUCGAUGGGGAAGGGGGUGGAGAUGGCGAUCGACGCGGGCUAUAGACACAUCGACACCGCCAGCAUUUACAACGAUGAGGACCAGGUGGGAGAAGCGUUGAGCAAGAAGAUCGCGGAAGGCGUGGUGAAGAGAGAAGACCUGUUCAUCACCACCAAGCUGUGGAACGACGCGCACGCGCGCGACGCCGUGCUGCCCGCGCUGCGCGAGUCGCUGCGGAGGCUCAACCUCACGUACGUGGACCUCUACCUCAUCCACUACCCCAUCGCCACUAAGACCGUGGCGUUCAAGCCCUACGUAGACAUAGACUACGUGGAGAGUUGGCGCGGCAUGGUGGACGCCAAGCAGCUGGGCCUGGCCAGGUCGAUCGGCGUGUGCAACUUCAACGUGACGCAGCUGCAGCGCCUGCGCGCCAGCAGCGACGCCGAGCCUGCCGUGCUGCAGAUUGAGACGAACCUCAACCAACAGCAACCAGAACUAAGAGAAUACUGUCACAACCACAACAUCGCAGUGAUAGGGUACACGCCCUUCGGCUCGCUGUUCCCCGGCCGCGCCAAGCCCGACGCUCCUCCUCCGAGAGUGGACGACCCUCAACUUGCAGCCAUCGCCGGCAAGUACAACAAGACCGUGCCGCAAGUGGUGCUCAGGUAUCUGUUGGAGCUGGGCGUGACUCCGAUCCCCAAGUCGGUGCACAGCUCCCGCAUCUCGGAGAACCUGGACAUCUUCGACUUCCAGCUGGACGAGUUCGACCGCCGGCAGCUGAGGAGCUACCACAACAACUACCGCACCAUCCCCGUCACGUUCUUCAGGGAUUCCCCGUACUAUCCCUUUGAGUUACCAUAAACAAGACUGAUUUUUUUUUGAUUGGUGUAUGAAAUUUUUGGGCGGGGUAUUUGUAAAUAAAUACCUACAGAAUAAAUUCAAAUUUCAAAUGAAAUAAA